This is a messenger RNA of Chara braunii, 4828 nucleotides long. Lineage: Eukaryota; Viridiplantae; Streptophyta; Charophyceae; Charales; Characeae. The record is from the annotation of a GenBank genome assembly.
CGCUUCCGCACAACUUGGCAUGGCUUUUGAUGUCUGAGUCGAUCGGUGCACCAUUGAAGAAGCUUUUGUUGACAGUGUCGAUAGUAGGAAGUCGGAGAAAAGAGGAGGAUCCGUAGCGCGCGCGUUGUGCAGCAAUUCUUGCACUUGUCUUUUCUCUAGCUUUCUCAGUCCGUGUGAUGGCUGCUAGUUAUCUGCCGUGAAGCAGAUCUGGCUCGGAGCUGAUUUCCAUUGUGUAAUUGGCGACUAUAUGACGUGUGGACCUGACGUGAUUUGACGUGGAUCUGACGUCGUUCGUUUCACGUCAUCUGCCGAUACUUGAUGUGGAUUGAUUCGGAGCUGACGUGGAUUUAAGGUGGAUCUGACGUGGAAUUGAAGGAAGGUGUCUUACGUUGAUCUGACGUUCUCUUGACGUGAGCUGACGAUAUGUGAUGUGGAUUUGAGGUGGAUAUGAUGUGGCUUACGUUGCGUCGAAACUAGCGUGGAUUUGGCGUUGGAUUUCAUGUGGAUUUGACGUGGAUUUGAAGUGAUUUGGACUUGAUUUAGGUUGAGAUUGAGAGUGCGCAGCAGCGGAUCGCAGAGUCGUUGCAGGUUAGUACUCUGGUAAUUGACGCAGGAGGUGCAGCUGUAUCAAUCUAGACGCGUAUAAAGAGACUGGCAGCAAUGGUAGGCGGUUUCGGCCGACGAGGUGGCGGGCUGGGAAACGGAGUGGAGCAUGAUGACGACGACUCCGCUCGCGCUCGCUCUGAGCAUCCGCAUCCGGAGGUGCUACAGCUCAGUCAGUGUCUGCCAAGGGUGCUAAUCGUCUCUCGCCGCACUGUGCGCAAGAAUAAAUUCGUCGAUUUCGUCGGUGAAUAUCAUUUGGAUCUGAUUGUUCGUUACGGAGCCGUGCCGAUUAUCGUACCUCGAGUGACCGGGCUAGAUGGCUUGUUGGACAGCUUUGAGCCCAUACAUGGAGUUCUACUGUGUGAGGGGGAGGAUAUUGAUCCUGCGUUGUAUGAUGUCGACUACUCUAGUCUCAGCCCCGAGGAGAUUGAGGAAAUCAAGCUCGCGCACAGUAGUGACGUGGCAAUUGAUAAAGACAAGGAUUCGAUCGAAUUUGCCUUAGCCCGUCGAUGUCUGGAGCGCAGUAUUCCUUAUUUAGGAAUAUGCCGUGGGAGUCAGAUUCUCAAUGUUGCAUGCGGAGGUUCGUUGUAUCAAGACGUUGAGCGGGAGAUCAGUCGAGCCCAGAAGAAAAGGCAACACCAUCAGCAUCAUCAACAGCAGCAGCAGCAGCAGCAGCAGCAGCAGCAGCAGGUCCCGGGUGAAGAUGGAAUUAAUCACAAGGAGCAGCAGCAGCAGCAGCAGAAACAAGCUUCUGAGCUUUCUGACGAAGAUGUGCAGAAUCAAGUUGGAGAGCUUUCUGAUGAAGUCAAUGGAGGUGGAAGUGGUAUUAAUCAACAGCAAGAACGACGAUCGACGCGUACUGCGCUCUCUGCUCCAUCGCCUUCUUCCUCUGUUGACGGCGACAGCGAUGGCGACGGCUAUAACUCGUCGGUAUCCCCAGUUUCAAUGGCUGCGCAAAACGAUAUCCAGAGAAAGUUGGGUGGAUGGAGUUUUGUGAGUCAUAUAGACUACGACAAUUACGAUGGUCAUCGUCAUCCCGUCAAAGUUAUACCAGGAACCCCGCUCUAUGAGUGGUUCAAGCCAUCGAUAGAGAAGGCGGCCGCUGCGCGGAAAACCGCGGGAGAAGGGGAGAAGCUGGGGGAGAGAGAAGAUGAGCAUAAAGAAGAGGAGAAGGAGGAGGAAUGGGGAGACCUUGUUGUCAAUAGCUACCAUCACCAAGGUGUUCGGCGUCUUGGUUCCCGUCUUCGUCCCAUGGCUUACGCGCCAGAUGGGCUCAUUGAGGGCUUCUACGAUCCCGACACGUAUCAUCCGGACGAGGGGCGAUUCAUCGUGGGGCUUCAAUUCCAUCCAGAACGAAUGAGGCACGAGCAGGACGGAGGGAUCCCGAUGGCUGCUACAUCUGCUGCUGCGUCGUCCUCGUCUUCUGCUUCAUCGAACUUGCCGACAGAGGGAUUGUCCGCGGCAGAGGGCGCCGAGCUCGGAGAGGGAGAGUUGAUGGGAGAGGAUGACAGUACCUUCAGCGGUGGGUACUUUUCUUCCUCCAGCGAUGGCGGCGAGGGGGAGGUUGGAGAUGCACAGCUGCCAGAUGACGGGCAGACGACCAUUGAGGAGGUGUUCGACUACCCAGAGUGCCCUCGGGCCUAUCAAGAAUUCGUAAAAGCUGUGAUUGCUUACCAACGGCUGGAGAUCGAGAGGAGGAAGGGGGUAGAGAGAGCGUCCGCGGCUGCGGCUAUGGCUGCAGGGAGAGAAGUGGAGAAGCAGAGGAGAAGCUUGGUCCGUAGCUUCUCCCUCGCGAAGAAUAUCUAUGAUGAAGAACACGUCAGCAGGCGGAGACAGGUCAUGGUGGGAGGGGGCGGGGAGGAUGAAGAAGAUAGGGAGAGGGAGUUGAGGAGGGUGAGCAGCUGCAAGGGGAGUGUAAAUAGAGCAAUGGGAUUGGCAGAGGAGGAGGUAGGGGUGAGGAGAGUAAGCAGCUGGAGGGGGAACAUGCACGGCGUGGUAGAUGGUGGGGAGCAGAUUGGAGUAAGAAGGAUCAGCAGCUGCAGAGGGAGUAUUAGCAGAGGCGGGGGAGGAGGAGGAGAGGAGGACAAUCGAAAGAUGAGAAAAUCCAAGUCCCAGCUUGCCCUCGAUAGGGGAGCAGAAUUCCUGAAGACCAAUGCUGUACUCAAUCGGCAACAAGUUAAGAGACUUCACCAAGUUGGGGCUACCGUUCGUAAUCAGGGCCUCUUUAAGGCGUUGGUAGAAGGGAAGCAGAAAGAGAGGGAGUCUGCCAAAUUGGCGUUAGGAGUAAUGAACCGCCAUGAACUUGAAGAAGCACUCGAGUACCACAAGAUGAUGCAGCAUCUUGCGCAGGAGACGCUCUCGCAAAUGGUGGCUCAUCAUGACGAAGAAUCGGACUCUGAUUGAUUGAUUAUAUGGAUUGGUUGAUUGAUUGAUUGCGUGAUUGAUUUAGGGAGUGUGACACUGAUAUCACACUAGCAUCUGCGACCUCGCACAUGGUGAGUCAUCAGGACGAAGAAUUGAAGCCUCUGAUUGAUUGAUUGAUUGGUUGAUUGAUUGAUUGAUUGAUUGAUUGAUUGAUUGAUUGAUUAGGUGAGUGUGUGAUUGAUUUUGCAUUAGCAUCUGCUGUGGUCGCACAUAUCUGUUGAUCAUGACGAAGAGUCCGACUCUGAUUCAUUGAUUGGUUGAUUGGUUGAUUGAUUAGGGAGGGGGUGAUUGGUAUUGCACUGGAUGCUGCUUCCCGAAAUAGAUAUAGAUUCUGUUUGUGUUUGGAUUCGUUUUUCUCGUAGUGUUUGACAACGAUUUUUUUUAUUUUUAUUUUUUUGCGAUGAUAUAUGUUUGAUGCGCGGGGAGAGGAGUAACUACCGUUGGUUCUUCUCUCUUUCUGUUCUCCACUGCUUUGUGUCCAGGUACACAAAAUGCGAAAAUUAGCCCGGCCGGUAUGUACCUGGGUGUGUAUAUAGCGGGGUGCAUGAUCUGCAGCUGGACGUUCAAAGGAUUUCGAUGUCUAUGAUCUGCACCUGGACCGUGCAGUUGCUCAUAUGCAUGCAUGCUAACGUGGCUAGUUCUGUCCUAUUAUAUGCAGACAGACUAUUUCUGUCUUCCACUCUCGUCCGUUUUGCAUGGCAAUCUAUUUUUAACCUUUCGCCACGUGACGGCUUUUUUUUGUUCUUUUUUUUUUCGAGUUAACUCCGGAUAACACAAUUCGUCGACAAAUCACAUUUUAUGAAUGAUAUUUCCAUCCUGAUAUGUCGGGACAAUUUUUUGUCCACCGUCAUCAAUAUUUUUUCCACCCUCGUCUCCCAGGGUGAACGGAUUUAAUCACCCUGAUCUGUAAAGGGAUUAACGAUUUUCCCACCGUGAUCUGUCUUGAUUUCUUACUUUCGGUCGGUCUACCGUGCGGCACGUAACCUGUGGACGGAAAUGAGGUCAGGUGCAUUCACGGAACCUAGGGACAGGACUGCAAUUAGCAAUUCGCUGACCAUGCGCAUAAUAUGCUGUUUGCAUCGUGAUCUCUAAGGGCAUACUCUUUUUCUUUUGUUCUUUUUUUUUCUCUGGACGCAAAUGCGGUCAGGUGCAUCCAGACCGGGUCGGAAAAGCGGUCAUAUACAUGCAGGAAAAUUCAUUACGGUAGUGUUAAGCAUGCCGUCAGGAGGAAUGGAUUUAUCCACCCCUCAUCUGUGAAGAAUGAAUGGCUUUUUCCAACCUUAGGUUGAUCUGUCAAGAUGUUGUUCAUCCCGUCUGCCGUGGGCCACGUAAAAAACGUCUUUUCUUUCUUUUUCUUUCCUCCCUUUUUUAGAAAAAAAACGGCGACAGCCUUGUGAUAUAUCAUCAUGUGAACGGACCGGCGCUAGGUGAUUCAGAAUCGCAAAGUUGUGCUCAUUUGCUUCCACUGGAGCUCGAGCGCGGGUCUGUAUUUCAACAGCUCAUGGGUGCACGGGCUGAGCUAGGCCAGUUGGUUAACGGUUCGUCUUGAUGACCGGUAGGUUGUCCCCGACCGUUAUCUUUUAGUGCGACCGGUCGAAACGUGCGUCAAGGAUACGCGCGACGGCGUGCUGAGUUGCUGUCUCUUAAUCAGUCGUGUUUGUAAGCGAAGUCUGUUGGCUAUGGCUGCUUUUUUUAGCAGCUCCUUGCAUCCGUCUGAUGGCUAUUGCCAGCGUCUUUCAGCAGCUUGUUGCAUCGCAUUUUUUUCACCGUAUUUUGCGCACAAUGAAAUGCCCACCGUUAU